Molecule: messenger RNA, 1152 nt
Organism: Exophiala oligosperma
Lineage: Eukaryota; Fungi; Ascomycota; Eurotiomycetes; Chaetothyriales; Herpotrichiellaceae
Exons: 4
Coding region: 1-1152 (383 amino acids)
Source: RefSeq, a predicted model, not a curated record
AUGUCGCCCCAUGCCACGAGGCCUGAUCACGAGUCUGAUACAUCGUACGAUGUCAUUGUCGUUGGUGGCGGAGCUGCCGGGAUUGGUGCUGCAAUAGGAGCGAAACAAGCAGCGCCCCAUGCUCGUGUCCUGAUCAUAGAAUCGGAAGGUUGCCUCGGCGGCGCUGCAACCCAUCGAGGUGUCACGUCUUAUUGCGGGCUGUACGGUGUCGAGCACAAGCCGAGAAGAGCGUUUGGGGCCAUCUGGUCAGAAAUCCAUUCGAAAUUGAAUGUCGAUCCAGAAGGGUUGAAGCGCGUGCUGGAUGAUGUAAUGGCUGCUUAUGGGAUCGAGACUGUCCUUCAUUGUACGGUCGUUGGGGGCGAGAGAAGCGACAGUAAUCUAUCAAGCAUCAACAUCCAGGAACGCAAAGGUCGGCGAAAGAUUUUCGGAAAAGCAUUCAUUGACUGCUCCGGAGACGGCGAUUUGGCGGCCCACGCCGGCGCCUCAACGAGAUAUGGCAACCAUGGGCAUAUCAACAUGGGCUCAUUGGCGACUCGAUUUGGUGGCCUGACGCAGGCGAACCCGUCUUCUAGUCUGUGGCGCGAUGCCAUAAUUGCCGCGAAAGAGCAAAAUCCGGCGUUGAAGAAGAUUGUACCUCGAAAUGUCGGUGUCCUUAUCAAGCUGCCUGGUUCUGGGGACAUUUGCACAUAUAUGGCCUCGGCACGGUGUACCUUGAAUAUUCUUCGCAAGCUGCCCGGGCAUGAGAACAUGUAUCUCGUGUCCACCGGACCCAACUUUGGCGCGCGCGAAUCUCGCCACAUCAACUCACGGUAUCGGCUGACGAGGGCUGACAUUGUCAAAGGUAACUAUUUUGAUGACACCGUCGCCGUUGGAGCCUGCAUCAACACACCAAAUCUGUUCUGUGCCGGGCGCUGUGUUGAUGGCGACCAGGCAGCUUCCAGCGCUGUCUGUGUCAUGGGUACAGCACUGGCAACUGGACAAGCAGCAGGCAUAGCGGCAGCAUUGCGGGUAGCGACCGGAGCCGAUCCUGAUCCUGGCGAAGUCCGGAGAGUGCUACUUGAGAAUGGUGCGCUCCUUGACCGCCACAACCUGGCCAGAGCGGGAGUUUUGGAAGACGACAAGGGCAUGAAUCUCAGCCAUGACGAAGUCUGA